GUUCGCCUAGUACGGAAAAGUAACCACAUCUGAGGACGAAUGGAGCCACACUACAGUUGUGUUAGGAACGACACGCAACUGUUAGUUGGCGGAAUGAGGACGAGGAUGUGGUGGCCUCCCUCCCAAACAAAAGAAAGAUCACAAAAAAUUAAGUUAGAAGUUGACCCUCCCAGGCCACAAAGGCGAACAUGCUGGCGUGGCAUAGAGAUCUGGGAUACAUUAGAUAGAAAAUUUUUAUUAUUUAUAUGACUGAGAAUAAAAGCGUGGCUCUAGAGCCUAUAACCACAUCCUCGUCCUCAUUCCGCCAACUAACAGUAGACCUCUCUCAUCCAUACAAACAACAUGGACUCACAUUCACAGCAACCUAAUCUAGAUCCAAGUACAUUACAGGAACUGGAAUCCCUGAGAAUAAAGCUCCAGUCUUUACAAGACACGUUCAACACGCACUUGGCGUAUCUGAGGGAUCCCAAAUAUCCGUUUACCUGGCCAGAUCUACUGAACAAGUUCAACAUGUUGACAGCCAAAUUCGCCUCCUUGUCAGAGGACUUUUAUGCACAACUCGAUCCUAAUUCCAACUCUACACUUCCAAAGCUUAUGCUCCACCCACAAACACCAACCACUACCGAAAGUGAGACUCAAAUUUUGAGCGUCCUACUUCGAACAAAGCUGAUUCCUGAUAUUGAGCGCAUGGAAGCACAAACCCAGGUGGCUAUUGCGUCAGAAUUUGGAGAGCCGGACGGCAAUGAUGGAACAGGGAAAGCUUUAGAUGAAGACCGCGUCCUGAGGAAGCAACAGGAACAUUGGACGAAACUCAUAAACCAACACGAUCAACUUGCUGGACAAGCGAAUGAAAUUGUCAACGAACUGGUAGCCAACUUCCGGGAAACGAACAUUGCCGAAGCAGAACAACUAGAGAGACAUCGACGGGAGCUUGCAGCUGUAGAGCCAGUGUGGAAGAAGGAAGGUUUUGCCGGCGAAGAAACUUGGCGUAGGUACCAAUUAGAAUGCAUGGCUUCGUUCUUCAGCAGUGGAAGAGAUGAACUGCAAGGCAGUGAUUUGAAAAAACCAUCGCAAUCACCACAACCAGCGUUAAAUUCACCACGAUAAGCAUUUAACGAUGCAUAUGCCAUUAUUUCAAUGUACAAUAUAUACCAUUACAGCAGAGGCACAAUACAUGCAUUUU
This is a messenger RNA of Umbelopsis ramanniana AG, 1183 nucleotides long. RefSeq lists its product as uncharacterized. Gene Ontology annotation, cellular component: mediator complex. The record is from RefSeq and is a predicted model, not a curated record. Gene Ontology annotation, biological process: regulation of transcription by RNA polymerase II. Gene Ontology annotation, molecular function: transcription coregulator activity. The transcript has a single exon. Bases 343 to 1107 code for a protein of 254 amino acids. NCBI's taxonomy places the organism in Eukaryota, Fungi, Mucoromycota, Umbelopsidomycetes, Umbelopsidales, Umbelopsidaceae.